AUGUGGGUCUUUGUGCGGCUGUUGCUGGCCUGGCUGGGGAGCUGGGGUUGUGCAGGGAGGCUGGUUGCCCCAGCCCAAGCAUGGGCUGGUAUCAGGGAGGGCCAGGGGCCUACGCUGCUUCGGGCAAGAAGGAGCUGGGUCUGGAACCAGUUCUUCGUCAUCGAGGAGUAUGCUGGCCCCGAACCUGUCCUCAUUGGCAGACUUCACUCAGAUGUGGACCGAGGUGAGGGCCGAACCAAGUACCUGUUGACUGGGGAGGGAGCAGGCACUGUGUUUGUGAUUGAUGAGGCUACUGGCAACAUCCAUGUCACCAAGAGCCUAGACAGGGAGGAGAAGGCCCAGUAUGUGCUGUUGGCCCAGGCUGUGGACAGAGCCUCCAACCGGCCCUUAGAGCCGCCCUCUGAGUUCAUCAUUAAAGUGCAAGACAUAAAUGACAACCCGCCAGUCUUCCCCCUUGGGCCGUACCACGCCACUGUGCCGGAGAUGUCCAAUGUUGGGACAUCAGUGAUUCAGGUGACAGCUCAAGAUGCUGAUGACCCUAGCUAUGGGAAUAGUGCCAAGCUGGUGUACACAGUGCUGGACGGGCUGCCUUUCUUCUCCGUGGACCCCCAGACUGGAGUGGUCCGGACAGCAAUCCCCAACAUGGACCGGGAAACGCAGGAAGUGUUUCUGGUGGUGAUUCAGGCCAAGGAUAUGGGUGGCCACAUGGGGGGGCUGUCGGGCAGCACCACGGUCACUGUCACUCUCAGCGAUGUCAAUGAUAACCCCCCCAAAUUCCCUCAAAGCCUAUACCAGUUUUCAGUGGUGGAGACUGCAGGGCCAGGGGCCCUGGUGGGCAGGCUUCGAGCCCAAGACCCAGAUCUGGGAGACAACGCCCUCAUGGCUUACAGCAUCCUGGAUGGGGAGGGGGCUGAGACUUUCAGUAUCAGCACUGAUGCCCAAGGCCGAGAUGGGCUUCUCACCAUACGCAAGCCCUUGGAUUUUGAGAGCCGCAGAUCCUAUGCCUUCCGUGUAGAGGCCACAAAUACACUCAUUGACCCAGCCUACCUGCGUCGUGGGCCCUUCAAGGACGUGGCCUCUGUCCGUGUGGCAGUCCAGGAUGCUCCAGAACCACCCAUCUUUACCCACUCCACCUACCACUUGGCUGUGCCUGAGAACAGUGCCCCGGGAACCCUGGUGGGCCGUGUCUCUGCUAUGGACCUCGACUCACCUGCCAGCCCUAUCAGAUACUCCAUCCUCCCCCACUCAGAUCCCGAGCGCUGCUUCUCCAUUGAGCCUGAGGACGGCACCAUCCGCACGUCUGUGCCUCUGGAUCGGGAAGCUCGAGCCUGGCACAAUCUCACUGUGUUGGCCACUGAACUUGACAGCUCUGCACAGGCCUCCCGGGUACAAGUAACCAUCCAGACGCUGGAUGUGAAUGACAAUUCCCCACAACUGGCUGAGCCCUAUGACACCUUUGUGUGUGACACAGCUGCCCCUGGCCAGCUGAUUCAGGUUGUCCGGGCUUUGGAUCGGGAUGAAGUUGGCAACAGUAGCUAUGUCUCCCUGAGUAGCCCCCUGGGUCCUGAUGCCAAUUUCACUGUCCGGGACAAUCGAGAUGGUUCUGCCAGUCUGUUGUUGCCCCACCGCCUAGUCUUGCCUCGCCGGGAGCCCUACCUGGUGCCCAUUGAAUUGCGUGAUUGGGGUCAGCCAGCACUGAGCAGCACAGCUACAGUGACAGUCAGCGUAUGCCGUUGUAAGCCUGAUGGCUCAGUGGCCUCCUGCCGACCGGAGGCCCAGCUCUCCCCAGCAGGACUCAGCACCGGAGCUUUGCUUGCCAUUCUCGCCUGUGUAGGCACCCUACUCGCCCUGGUGGUGCUGUUCGUGGCCCUCCGGCGACAGAAGCAAGAGGCACUAAUGGUGUUGGAAGAAGAAGAUGUUCGAGAGAACAUCAUCACCUAUGAUGAUGAAGGUGGCGGUGAAGAGGACACAGAGGCUUUUGACAUCACAGCCCUUCAGAACCCGGAUGGGGCAGCCCCACCUGCCUCAGGUCCACCCGCUCGCCGAGAUGUGUUGCCCAGGGCCCAGCCCCCUCGACAGCCACGGCCCCCUGGUCCUGCAGAUGUAGUGCAACUGCUGGCCCUGAGGCUUCGGGAGGCAGAUGAAGACCCCGGCGUCCCACCAUACGACUCUGUGCAGGUGUAUGGCUAUGAAGGCCGAGGCUCAUCUUGCGGCUCCCUCAGUUCUCUGGGCUCAGGCAGUGAGGCGGGUGGCCCCUCUGGGCCCCCUGAGCCCCUGGAUGACUGGGGGCCGCUUUUCCGUACCUUGGCUGAGCUGUAUGGGGCAAAGGAGCCCCCUGCCCCUUGAGGACUGGUCCUAAUCCUGCCUGUUUUUGUGGAGCCCCCAUCUAAGCUGUGCCCACUUACAUGCCCUCUACAAGGGAGCUCCACGGGGUCCAGUGGGCAGCAACCACCAGCCCAUGGGCCCACUGGUCCUUCCACUCCAAAUCUCUGGUCCUUUUCCUAUUGCUGUCUCUUUUCUCUAAUUCUUACCCCGUGGGUCCCUACCUGUCUCUCUUUGUGUGUCUCUUUCUCUGACUCCCUACAUCUUUCUC
Molecule: messenger RNA, 2593 nt
Organism: Trichosurus vulpecula (common brushtail)
Lineage: Eukaryota; Metazoa; Chordata; Mammalia; Diprotodontia; Phalangeridae
Gene: CDH24
Product: cadherin 24
Exons: 11
Coding region: 1-2346 (781 amino acids)
Biological process (GO): homophilic cell-cell adhesion; adherens junction organization; cell morphogenesis
Cellular component (GO): adherens junction; catenin complex; plasma membrane
Molecular function (GO): calcium ion binding; cadherin binding
Source: RefSeq, a predicted model, not a curated record